Messenger RNA from Linnemannia hyalina, 519 nucleotides. NCBI's taxonomy places the organism in Eukaryota, Fungi, Mortierellomycota, Mortierellomycetes, Mortierellales, Mortierellaceae. The record is from the annotation of a GenBank genome assembly.
AUGAACUACUCGUCAGAUGACCAGCGACUCGUACUCGGUACUGAUGCCUCCUCGGUCAUUCUCUGGGACCUUCAGUCAGACGAGCCUGAUGUCAAACUGGAAGGCCACACUGAUGCGGUGGACUGCGUCGCCUACUCUCCCUGCGGCAAAUGCAUCCUCUCUGGCAGUCGCGAUAAGACGUCAGGCGAGGUCGACAGUUGGUCCUGUGUAGCAGUGGUUAGCAGGUGCUUGGAAGUCGUUACAAAUGUUGCAUGGAAUCCGGUGGUCCCUUUGGAGUUUGUCACUGUUUCCGCUGAUGGGUCUGUUCGAGUGUGGCGUAUUUCGGGUACCGAGGCAGAAGACGUGUCGAUUCAUAUGCACUGGGGCUCUCACAUUAGCCAGCUGUGCGCCACGGAUCUGACUUUUAAGGGAGCCGUCGGUCUCAGUCCGAUCUACUGCAAGUUGUUGGCCCAGCGCGGUGCCAUUGACGCUUCACUAUUGUCGGAGGAAGAUGAGCCAGGGGAAGAGAUGGACGAGUAG